AGGGCGGGGCCAGCAGGGGGACCUGCUGCUGGAAGAGCCUUGGCCCGGGCCGGGGCCAUGGCGAAGCUGCUGAGCUGCGUCCUGGGCCCCCGGCUUUACAAGAUCUACCGGGAGAGGGCCUCUGAAAGGGCCCCGUCCAGCGUUCCUGGGACUCCAACUUCAGUCACUAACCCCCCUUCCAGCUCCUGGGAUACGUACUAUCAGCCCCGUGCCCUCGAGAAACAUGCUGACAGCAUCCUGGCACUGGCUUCAGUCUUCUGGUCCAUCUCUUACUACUCCUCUCCCUUCGCCUUCUUCUACUUGUACAGGAAAGGUUACUUGAGUUUGUCCAAAGUGGUGCCAUUUUCUCACUAUGCUGGAACAUUGCUUCUACUACUGGCAGGAGUGGCCUGCCUCCGAGGCAUCGGCCGCUGGACCAACCCCCAGUACCGGCAGUUCAUCACCAUCUUGGAGGCAACACAUAGGAACCAGUCUGUAGAAAACAAGAGGCAGCUUGCCAACUACAACUUUGACUUCAGGAGCUGGCCAGUUGACUUCCACUGGGAAGAACCCAGCAGCCGAAAGGGGCCCCGGGGGGGGCCUUCUCGUCGGGGCGUGGCCCUGCUCCGCCCAGAGCCCCUGCACCGGGGGACUGCAGACACCUUCCUCAACCGAGUCAAGAAGCUGCCUUGUCAGAUCACCAGCUACCUGGUGGCACACACCCUGGGGCGCCGGAUGCUGUAUCCGGGCUCUGUGUACCUGCUCCAGAAGGCCCUCAUGCCUGUGCUGCUGCAGGGCCAGGCCCGGCUGGUGGAAGAGUGCAACGGGCGCCGGGCAAAGCUGCUAGCCUGUGACAGCAACGAGAUUGACACCAUGUUUGUGGACCGGCGAGGGACAGCUGAGCCCCAGGGACAGAAGCUGGUGAUCUGCUGUGAGGGGAACGCGGGCUUCUAUGAAGUGGGCUGCCUCUCCACACCUCUGGAAGCUGGAUAUUCAGUCCUGGGCUGGAACCAUCCCGGCUUUGCUGGAAGCACGGGGGUGCCAUUCCCGCAGAACGAGGCCAAUGCCAUGGAUGUGGUGGUCCAGUUUGCCAUCCAUCGCCUGGGCUUCCAGCCCCAGGACAUCAUCAUCUAUGCCUGGUCCAUCGGCGGCUUCACUGCUACGUGGGCAGCCAUGUCCUACCCAGAGGUUAGUGCCGUGAUCCUGGAUGCCUCCUUUGAUGACCUAGUGCCCUUGGCCUUGAAGGUGAUGCCAGACAGCUGGAGGGGCCUGGUGACCAGGACUGUGAGGCAGCAUCUCAAUCUAAACAAUGCGGAGCAGCUGUGCAGGUACCAGGGCCCUGUGCUGCUGAUCCGCAGGACCAAGGAUGAGAUCAUCACCACCACGGUUCCUGAGGAUGUCACGUCUAACCGAGGCAAUGACCUCCUACUGAAGCUCCUGCAGCAUCGGUAUCCCCGUGUAAUGGCAGAGGAGGGUCUUCAAGUGGUGAGGCAGUGGCUGGAGGCCUCCUCACAGCUGGAGGAAGCCUCGAUUUAUAGCCGAUGGGAGGUGGAGGAGGACUGGUGCCUGUCCGUCCUCCGCUCCUACCAGGCAGAACAUGGGCCGGAAUUCCCCUGGAGUGUGGGGGAGGACAUGAGUCCAGAAGGAAGGCGGCAACUGGCUUUGUUUCUGGCUCAGAAGCAUCUGCACAACUUCGAAGCCACACACUGUACCCCACUCCCGGCCCAGAACUUCCAGACGCCCUGGCACCUCUAGGGACCACACUGGGACUUGUUCUGGAAGAACGGAUGGGAGGAGACAUGAGGAAGACAUGUGAUUUUCUGUUUAUUUUGCUGUUUAUAGUCUGUGGCAAGCGGGGGGACCAUCCCCCUCUCACUGUUCCUCUUGCACGUUUCCCCUCAUCCAUCCGGCAGUACCUAACCUUCCCCAACACACUCCCUGCAUUAAAUGAAUGGAUUAUUCCUAAUAAUUAAUAAAAGUAUUUUUUCUA
This is a messenger RNA of Hippopotamus amphibius kiboko, 1969 nucleotides long. RefSeq names its product abhydrolase domain containing 16A, phospholipase (gene ABHD16A). Gene Ontology annotation, cellular component: endomembrane system. Lineage: Eukaryota; Metazoa; Chordata; Mammalia; Artiodactyla; Hippopotamidae. Bases 58 to 1734 code for a protein of 558 amino acids. Gene Ontology annotation, biological process: phosphatidylserine catabolic process; monoacylglycerol catabolic process. The transcript has 20 exons. The record is from RefSeq and is a predicted model, not a curated record. Gene Ontology annotation, molecular function: monoacylglycerol lipase activity; glycerophospholipase activity.